Messenger RNA from Chanos chanos (milkfish), 1392 nucleotides. RefSeq names its product growth hormone releasing hormone receptor, like (gene ghrhrl). Gene Ontology annotation, cellular component: plasma membrane. Bases 1 to 1392 code for a protein of 463 amino acids. Gene Ontology annotation, biological process: positive regulation of cell population proliferation; adenylate cyclase-activating G protein-coupled receptor signaling pathway; cell surface receptor signaling pathway. Lineage: Eukaryota; Metazoa; Chordata; Actinopteri; Gonorynchiformes; Chanidae. Gene Ontology annotation, molecular function: peptide hormone binding; growth factor binding; growth hormone-releasing hormone receptor activity. The transcript has 14 exons. The record is from RefSeq and is a predicted model, not a curated record.
AUGCAUAAACGCAGUGAAGCUAUUGGCUGUGGAUGGCGCAGGAGGAGCAGGGCCAUGCAGGGCCAUGCAGGGCAAGCAGAGCCAGGGAACACAGGGCAAGGGGACAAAGUCAAAGAUGAGAGCCACGUCUAUGCAGCGAGUCACAGACAACAACCACUCACACAGUCAGAGGAGAACAGUUUUGUCAAAAAUCAGUUGAAAAGGGUGCUGUCAAGUCUGCAUCCUGAGUGCGAGUACAUUUUUCAGCUGGAGCGAGACGAACGACGCUGUCUCAGAAAGGUAGCCGAGCAUGGAAAUGUCAACAUCUCAGGGUGCCCCCCUGUGUGGGACUCAGUUGUAUGUUGGCCAAAAGCUGCAGUUGGUGAAAUGGUUCAUUCCAGCUGCCCAGACUUCUUCUCCCUCUUUGGAAACAACACAGGUACGAUCAGUCGUAACUGCACAAGCAGAGGUUGGUCCAGACCCUUUCCACCUUACGACAUCGCCUGCAGUGUUGAUGAUGACCUUCCAGAGGAGUCCUAUUUUGCUACCGUGAAAUUGAUCUACACUAUUGGUUAUGGGGCCUCAUUGAUCUCCCUCUCCGUCGCCGUGGUGAUUCUAUUGCUCUUCAGGAGACUCCGCUGCUCCCGAAAUUACAUCCACAUCCAGUUGUUCCUCUCCUUCAUUCUUAAAGCAGUGGCUGUUUUUAUAAAAGACGCUACGCUUUUUGCCAGUGAGGACAUUGACCACUGCACACUGUCCACUGCAACCUGCAAGGCCUCAGUGGUGUUCUGUCAUUACUGCGUGAUGACUAAUUUCUUUUGGCUGCUGGUGGAAGCUCUGUAUCUCAACUCUCUGCUGCUCUCAGCGUUUCCUCACAGCCGUCGAUGCCUGCGGGGCUUUGCCCUGCUGGGUUGGGGUGUCCCUCUGCUCUGUAUUACUCUGUGGAUUGUCACUAGAAUAUAUUUUGAAGACACAGAAUGCUGGGACAUAAAUGAGGAUUCUCCUUAUUGGUGGAUUAUUAAGGGCCCAAUUGUGGCAUCUAUUGCAGUGAACUUCCUGCUCUUUAUGAACAUCAUCAGGAUCCUGGUCCAGAAACUGAAUCCGCGUCUAAUACAGUUCAACAACUCUUCACAGUACAGGCGUCUGACCAAGUCCACUCUUCUUCUUAUCCCUCUCUUUGGCACUCACUACAUUGUGUUUAACUUCUUGCCGGAUUAUUUCAGUGUCAGUUUGCGUCUGUGUCUGGAGCUGUGUUUAGGUUCUUUUCAGGGCCUAAUUGUGGCAGUUCUCUACUGUUUUCUCAACCAGGAGGUCCAAAACGAGCUGCAGAUGAAGUGGAUGAGGUGGCAGGAGAGCAGUUACGUGGUGGUACCGGCCGGAGCCAAAGGCAGUCAAAUGGACACGCCGUUUUAG